GGUUCGGCCACACCUUAUCGAGCUAGCAUUCAACUUCAUUAGACAUCUGUUCAAAAAUUAAUUGAAAAAUGAGCAACGAAGCAGCUAAAGCCCAGAUCGCCCAAGAAAAAAUUGUCGCCCAGUUCCAACAGCUGCGGAAUGAACAAAGAAACCUGGCCAACAGCCUCAAUACGCUGGAAAUGGAUCUGCGCGAACACAAAACUGUGAUAGAAACACUGAAUGCAGUGGACCCUGACCGCAAGUGCUUCCGCCUCAUCGGUGGCGUGCUGUGCGAGCGCACCGUUAAAGACGUCCUGCCUCAGCUGAUGGAAAACAAGGAAUUCAUUGCGAAGACCAUCGCGACUGUCACAGCUGAUCUGAGCAAAAAAGGCGUGGAGCUGAACAAAUUCAAGGAGGAGCACAACAUAAAAAUACGCGGAGAACAAAUAGGAACCGACGCCGCCAAGUCGGCGGACACGGAAAACGCCAGCAAAUCGGAAAACCGAAACGUGCUGGUCUCCUAAUCGAAGCCAAGAAAUAAACACCAAACAGCAGACGAGAUGUACGAGGAGAACGAAGCGUAUUUAUUGUGUCCAUUGAGGUUCUUUGUGCGGCGGCACUACAAUAAUGAAUGCAUUGAUUAUGAUUCUAAUGUUAUAUGUAAUUUUAGCUAUAAGGCGCCGUUACACACGCAAAUGUCAAUCAUCCAUGUCCGAACCUACCCCAUCACCCCACUCACACCACCCACUCAUAAAUUCACACACAUUGACAUGCAUAACUCUCACCAAAUCGGCCCACAAUUAAAACGAAAAGAGCUAAUUUGAAAUGGCAAA
This is a messenger RNA of Drosophila navojoa, 812 nucleotides long. RefSeq names its product prefoldin 2 (gene Pfdn2). Lineage: Eukaryota; Metazoa; Arthropoda; Insecta; Diptera; Drosophilidae. Gene Ontology annotation, cellular component: prefoldin complex. The record is from RefSeq and is a predicted model, not a curated record. Gene Ontology annotation, biological process: protein folding.